AAUAUAUCCCCAAAAAGUCAAGCUUAACUCGAAUAACAGUUUCAAACCAGUGGAACUAAUUUCACUAACUAUAAAUCAUUAGUAAAUGAUGAAACAUCACUAAUCAUGUAGGUACUAUAAGUAAUAAUACGUCAUUUGUGUGUGUUUCUGACUCACCUAUCUUUGUAUAAACUAAAAUACACAUUACACAAAACAAAACAAAACCCACAAAAGAAGAGAUCUGUUCCACCGAACUUUGGUCAGUCAACUUGUCGAAAGUCAACUAACAAACGGUGGCACACUCUGUCACAAAAGUAAACAUGAUUAUACAUGUACAACUCUCAGUUUAAUAUUCAAACAAGUCUUUGUUAUAUUCCAACAUCAAACACCAAAACCAGUAAAAGAUGGCUCCAAGAACACCAAAACGCCGCACCGUUCAGCAUUUCACGCAUAUUCAUCCACUAACCGAGUUUAACAGCGCCGGUGACUUCAUCUGCGACGGCUGCAAAACCUACGGCUCAGGCAAAACCUAUCGAUGCGAACCAUGCAACUACGAUCUCCAUGAUUACUGCGCCACGUGUCCCCUCACCCUACCAACCUUCAUUCAUCCCCAGCAUGAGCUCAGCCUCGUCGUCCGUAAACAACAGUCCACGCGCCAGAACGAACGCGCAUGCGACAUCUGCAACGAGUCGGUGGAAGGGUUGUUCUAUAGAUGCAAGCUGUGUGAGUUUGACGUGCACCCUCUCUGCACGCAGCUUCCACAGCACGUGAGGCACGUGCUUCAUCCUGCUCAUCACUUGGAGUUUCGCCUCGGAGGAGCUAGCCCGUGUAUGGUGUGUUACAACCCGUGCCAAUCUUGGAGGUAUAGGUGUGAGUUAUGUAGGUUUGAUAUUCAUAUGGAGUGUAUAUUAACCGUGUGCAACACGUCACCUUCUGACAAGACCGAAGCAUCGGGUACUAAGAGUAAAGGGCUCAAGCCACAAGGAGGACAACCAUCAUGGUCCGCGCCAUGGCAACAACCGCAUAUGGGUUACCCUUAUGGGUUUGGACCGAUGGGUCAACAACCGCAUUUUGGUUACCCUCAUGCGUUUGGACAAAUGGGUCAACAACCUUAUCAUCCUCAUAAUUUUAAUAAUUUUGGUUUCAUGAACGGGUUCAAUAUGAAUCCGGGUCAAGUACCAGAGGCCGGAUCGGGUCAAAAACCAAGUCCUAGCAAGGGCUGGAAAAUGUUUACUAUUGCAUCCAAGCUAACAAUUGGUGUGGUUUCUAAUGCACUGUUUGGGGUUUCCCUUGAAGGUCUCUUUUUUUGAGUUUUGAAUUAUUUUCCUUUCUAUUAAAUAAAAUUGCAAACCAAUGUCAAUCCAAUCAUUCAACUUUGAUCCCGCAUUUUAUAAUCCUACUUGUUUGCUAAAUGGAAAGUUUUUGAUUGUGUACAAUUAUUUGAUAGAUCCCAUGUGUAAAUCAACUCAAAAGUCAUAUAUACACAAUGGAUGCCAAAUUGACCAUAAUAUGGCAAUUAGUUAUUGUCAGUCAACUACUCAAAGUCAACUAAGCUGCUCUACCACGUUCUCAGGAUUUUUAAUGACCGAGUUAAACUUAAUAUUGGAGAACUAGUGAACGAAAGUUUUAUAAUUCUGUAACCCCCAACUAAGCAGAAAAAGAUUGUGU
Messenger RNA from Brassica napus (rape), 1647 nucleotides. RefSeq lists its product as uncharacterized. NCBI's taxonomy places the organism in Eukaryota, Viridiplantae, Streptophyta, Magnoliopsida, Brassicales, Brassicaceae. Bases 384 to 1289 code for a protein of 301 amino acids. The transcript has a single exon. The record is from RefSeq and is a predicted model, not a curated record.